Messenger RNA from Cuculus canorus (common cuckoo), 6466 nucleotides. RefSeq names its product forkhead box O1 (gene FOXO1). Gene Ontology annotation, molecular function: DNA-binding transcription factor activity, RNA polymerase II-specific; RNA polymerase II cis-regulatory region sequence-specific DNA binding. Gene Ontology annotation, cellular component: nucleus. Bases 135 to 2048 code for a protein of 637 amino acids. Gene Ontology annotation, biological process: regulation of transcription by RNA polymerase II; insulin receptor signaling pathway. The transcript has 3 exons. The record is from RefSeq and is a predicted model, not a curated record. Lineage: Eukaryota; Metazoa; Chordata; Aves; Cuculiformes; Cuculidae.
GCCGGGCGGCCGGGUCGCUGCUGUCGCUGCAGCCGAGAGGGGAGCGGGCGGCCGCGCCGUCGGGGCCGCGGCCGGAGCGCUGCAUGGGGCGGCGGCGCUGAGCCCAGCCUCCGCGCUCCCGCACCCACCCCGCCAUGGCCGAGGCGCCGCAGCUAGUGGACAUCGACCCCGACUUCGAGCCGCUGCCGCGGCCCCGGUCGUGCACCUGGCCCCUGCCGCGCCCGGAGUUCAACCCCCCCAGCUCGGCCACCUCCAGCCCGGCGCCGUCCUGCGGGGGGCAGCCCGAGGGGGCGGCCGGCGCCGCCGCUUCGGGAGGGCUCGGCGCCGACUUCAUCAGCAACCUCAGCCUCCUCGAGGAGAGCGAGGACUUCGCGGCGCUGCCCCCCGCCGCCCCCGAGCCGCCCGCCUGCCGCUGCGGGGACUUCGCGGCGCCCGAGCCCGGCUGCCGCCUGCACCCGCCGGGGCCGCCAGUGCCGCCGCCCGUGGCCGGGCUGUCGCCGGGGCCCGCGGCCGGGCAGCCCCGCAAGAGCAGCUCGUCCCGCCGCAACGCUUGGGGCAACCUGUCCUACGCCGACCUCAUCACCAAAGCCAUCGAGAGUUCCCCCGAGAAGCGGCUCACCCUCUCCCAGAUCUACGAGUGGAUGGUCAAGAGCGUCCCCUACUUCAAGGAUAAAGGCGACAGCAACAGCUCUGCCGGAUGGAAGAAUUCAAUCCGUCACAACCUGUCUCUGCACAGCAAGUUCAUCAGAGUGCAGAAUGAGGGAACAGGGAAGAGUUCCUGGUGGAUGCUCAAUCCUGAAGGAGGAAAGAGUGGCAAAUCUCCUAGGAGGCGAGCAGCAUCCAUGGAUAACAACAGCAAGUUUGCCAAAAGCAGAGGCAGAGCUGCCAAGAAAAAAGCAUCCCUUCAGUCUGGUCAAGAGGGAAAUGGUGACAGCCCUGGGUCACAGUUCUCAAAGUGGCCUGCAAGCCCCAGCUCUCACAGUAAUGAUGACUUUGAUAACUGGAGUACUUUUCGACCUAGAACUAGCUCUAAUGCUAGUACAAUAAGUGGAAGACUUUCUCCUAUUUUGACAGAGCAAGAUGAUCUUGGAGAUGGGGAUGUGCACUCCAUGGUAUACCCAUCAUCAGCCACCAAAAUGACUUCUACUUUACCCAGCCUUUCAGAGAUGAGCAAUUCUGAGAACAUGGAAAAUCUUUUGGAUAACCUUAAUCUCUUGUCACCUAAUGCGUCAAUGACUGUGUCAACUCAGUCUUCAUCAGCUACCCUGAUGCAGCAAACACCAGGUUACUCGUUUGCAUCCUCGACCACAAGUAUAGGUUCACCAAAUCCAGACUACAGAAAAUUUACAUAUGCUCAAGCUAGCAUGAACUCUUUGCCCCAGAUUCCUAUGCAGACUCUUCAAGACAGUAAAUCAAGCUAUGGAUCGAUGAGCCAAUAUAACUGUCCUGCAGGACUUCUGAAGGAGUUACUGACUUCCGAUUCUCCACCGCACAAUGAUAUCUUGGCAUCAGUAGACACUGGUGUUUCCCAGGCUGGUGGCAGGGCACUGGGCCAAAGUGUGCUGAUGGUCACUAACUCAGUGAUGCCAGCUUAUGGCAGUCAACCACCCCACAACAAAAUGAUGAACCCCAACGCUCGUUCUCACCAAGGACAUAACCAGCCAACACCUGCAGUUAAUGGUCGUGCCUUGUCACACACAGUGAACGCCAUGUCACAUACUUCAGGUCUAAAUCGUUUGUCAACAGUGAAGACUUCAUUACAAGUGCCUAUGAGUCACCCAAUGCAGAUGAAUGCUAUGAAUCCGUAUGCCCCUGUUAACAGUUGCAAUGGCUAUGGAAGGGUGGGAAUUGUUUCCCUGCACCAGGAGAAGCUUCCCAGUGACUUAGAUGACAUGUUAAUUGAACGGUUGGACUGUGACAUGGAGUCGAUUAUCCGUAAUGACCUUAUGGAUGGAGAAACGUUAGAUUUUAACUUUGACAGUGUAUUACCUAACCAAAGUUUUCAGCACAGCGUAAAGACAACCACACAUAGUUGGGUGUCAGGCUAGGAUGUAGUAGGAGGCUACGAUUAAAUUCUCCAGACUUGUCUGCCAGCAGGAACUGAGAAAAGCAGUAGAAAGAUGUCCUUCACCUUCUUUUUCAUUUUCUUGACAAAGCUGUGCGCAUGCACUAGCUUUUUUGGGGUCUUUGUUUUUUUUCCUUUUUUUCUUCCUCUCGCCAGAAUUGGCAGCAGACAGAAUAUUUUCCUGUACAGGAUGUUUGCCCGAGGUUUGCAGGUUAUGUGCUGCUGUAGAUAAGAACUGUGCCAUUGGAAAUUUCAUUACUCUGAAGUGCCAAAUUCACUACACCAUAUAAUCACAGCGGAGACUCUUACUUACAUCAUGUUGUGCUUUUGGUUUUGUACCAUAUGAUCUGUAGAAGAAGAGUUGUUUUUUAAGACUAUCGGUUUUGGUCCAAGAAAAGUUUAUAAACUUUUGUAAGAAUACUGUGAUGAUCUCAUGCCCUAAGUAAGUUUAACCUUCGUACAUGUUACCUGUGAUCUGAUGAACUGAGAUAACUGUGGACUUGCCUUGCAGCAGUAUGAACUGUUUUAUUUUACUCAAAAUUUCAACACAUUUCAUAUGGGAACAGCCUGUUAAACAUGAUCCUACUAAACUCACUGACUAUUCAAAGCAAACAGUAGGUUAAAUGCCAUUUGAUAAGUUACCUGUAUUCAUUUAAAUUUAUGCAAGAAUAUAUCUGGAUUUCAUGGUCAGACUAAUGACUUUAUUGUUGGACUUGAGAUAAUUUUUGGAAAUACUUUCCAAGAUAUUUUUCUUAUAAUUAAAAUCUACUUUUGUUACAUAGACAACUUAAAAAAAAAUCUGAGAUCUGGCAGCAUUCAUAACCUCUUCAUUUUGUACAGUAUUUUAACUGGAUUAAGUACAUGUUUUUAUAAAAUUCCCUAGCACUUGGGUGUGCUAAUAAAGGAAAAGCUUAAUAAGUAUCUUGAAUACAAAACAUUUCUGUCCCUUUUUUUUGUUGUGUGAUGUAUAAAUAUAGAUAACUUUAUGUUUAGGAAAUAUUUAAUCAGUUUUAUAUAUGCAUUUUUAGAAAUGUCAUCUGCUUCUACUAUCAUUUUAACUCUGACUACCACAAAGUGUUAAGUAUUCAAUCUUAGACGCUUGUACAAUGCUUCACAUUUAUAUUUAUUUCAUGGAGGUCUCAUAAUGUUUGUGCACUCAAGAGCAGGAGCGUUUGGAGAAAAUCCAUAACUUUAGAAAAAUCAAUGACAAAAUUGUCACUUGUCUUAAUUAGGACUAAUUUUAGGGUCUGUCAGUGUUUCUGUUGCAAUGCAGUGUGUUUGAAGAGGCAGAAUUGCUACUUUUCAGUAGAAGGCUAAAACUUUUGUGAUGCCCUGUUACAGGACAAAACAUUACUUUUGUUUUUUAUAAGAAACAUAAAGUAAGUGGCAAAGUUAUACAAAUCCACGAGCUUUAGGGUAAAGGAGAGCUUUAGUGACAGAGGCUAGUUCCUGGGGUAAAACCUGCUCUUGGUGCUGUGGGCACACUGACAGCUCCCUGAGCAUUUUCAGGAUUCGUUCUUGGAUAAUUUUUCAUUUUUUUGUAGUUGUGUGAUGCAGUUUCAUAGGUAUGUGGAUAACGGGUCUCACCUGUCUUUUCACUGGUUGCUAGACAUCAUUUCUUAGAAAUAUUUGGAGCCUUUUUAUGCACUGGCAGAUUAACCAGUUAUGCUAGGGCUGAGUGUUAUCAAGAAGGGGAUAAAUAAAUAUUUUUCUACUGAUCUAUGUAGCCCACAACUGGAAGAUGUUCUAGUUGAAACGUAUCUUCCCUAUAGUGAUGGCGUGUGGUAGAGAAAGAAAUGGGAUGUGCCAAUAAAAUGAAGUUUAGUAACAAGCCAUAUAUUUAAUGAUCCCGUUAUGAAUUUCCUAAGGCUCUGCAAUGUAUUUAUUGAUGUGCUAGCAUUUAGCUCCCCGUUGGGCUUAAAUCACUACUAAUUACAGCUGGUCCUAGUUUUUUAGAUAUCCUGUUACUCUUGUCAGCAGUUUCAGAGGCUGAUGUUAAGCUGUCCUGUGAUACAGGAUCUGCCCCAGCGUGAAAUCAGUCUGAGUUUCCGUUGAGCAAAAUGAAACAUUCUUAGUGCUGAACCCUCAAUGAAGCCGCCUGCAUUUACAGGCAAAUAUUUCUAGUAGCAUUUUCACAAUCACAUUUGGUUUCUGAAAUGUGAUAGUAAAUCCUGGCAGCGGAGCAAGUGGAAGGCUCUUUAUUUUUGCUGUAUGUGCAAAAAUGUUUGCUCUCAAAGGGGCACUGAUAUACAUAGGCCAAAGUAGUUGUAAAAUUCAACUCUGUGUGCAAAGAAAGCAGUACUUAAUGCUAUACUCCCUGGGGCUGCAGCUGAACAUGCUACAUUUAACAAUAUACCUCCUGUUUAUUAUUUACUGCUACUGUAUAGCUUCCUCUACACAGAUAUUUUCUUUUUCUUUUUUCAUUAGGAAUAACAUAAAUGUAGCCAUUCCUUAACUACAGCAGUCUGUAGGAAGCCCCUACCAACUAUCGUGAGAAAGCACAAUAGUCAUAGAUAGUCAGAGGUUUGUGCUGUGUGGUCAAAUUUAUUUUCCUUUUACUUUUUUCUUGUGUGAUGCCAUUCUAAUAUUUUGCAUUUGUAAUUCUGGAAUACUGUGAAGUCUGGUGAAGGGGCAUGUUGUCUGCCUUGAAAACAAACAUUAUGUGAUCUCUAGUGAUAAACCCUUUUUCAGUAAAAGUACGAGGUUUCUGGAGUAACUUAGUUUGUCAGAAUUGUUGUAAAUGAUUGGUUUGUGAAUUGUGCAGAUGAUCUUACCUAUGCAGCCUUGUUUUUGACUUUUCUCUGGUUUGUACUGUUAUUAAAAAAUUAUUGUAUUAUAGAGCUGUUCAGAUAUUUUAAAUAUAAAGAUGUAUUGUUUCCAUAAUAUAGCUAUAUGAUAUAUGUUUAGGUAGUAGAUGCAUUAAUUGGAAAGCUCUGCUUUGAUAAACUGAAAAUUUGCCUACACUUAUAAGCAGAAGUCACAUUGCUUAAUAUUGGCUUAAAUCAACAGAGCAUCCCUAAGAAGAGAAUUUAAAAUCGGACCAAUUAUAAACCAGUAUAAAAUUUGCACUUGUUAAACCACUGGAUGUAUGUUAGUACUUUUUUUUAUUUUUUUACUGAUUUGAAAUUCCUAUUUACAUUAUAAAAUUGCUAGGAUCCUUAAUUUAUGACUGAUUUUAAAUAAGGUAUUCUCAUUAUUAUUAUUAUUUUGGUAAUCAUAUUGUAAAAUGCAGCAUGGUUUAUGCAAGCAAAAAGCAAAUUAGUCGGCAUUAAAACUAGUCUCCUUUUUGAGGGUGUUCCACAAACCAGCAAUAUUGUGAGAGAUUGGCAUGUACAUACUGCUAGUUCUACUUGCAAGUGGUGUGACAGCUCUUCAACGCUUCAUUGCUCUGACUUACUCACAUUGCAGAAUUAAAAUUCAUAUGUGGAUAUUUUCAGAAAAAGUGCCUGAUGUACUUCUACAGACACACAAGAACAAUCCCUGACAGUUUGUUGUAUAAAGCCAUAAAUGUAUAUAAAUUGUGUUUUAAAGGUUUUGUGUCCUUUCUUGUAUACAGAGAAUGAGAUUUGUACCAGGAUUCUACUUGUGAUUAGUAAUCCUUCUACUCAGAUGUUGUCGUAAUGACUUUCCUUACUGCGUAAUCUUUUUAAUGAUGAUGAUGAUCUCAUUUGGACAAUCUUGAUGGCAUUACAAAUUUUAUAUGGAAAAAUAGCUCAUGGUACCAAGUCUUGCCUGGCAAAAUGAUACCAUAUUAAUGAGCAAACACUAACUGCAGAAUAGUUAACAAAUUUUCCAUUAUUUGGUAUAAAGGAAUUUCUCGGCAUUGCUUCUGGAAUUGGAACUGUAGCAGGUACAGGAACCUAAUAGGGCUGUAUUACCAGUGUUUUAUCAUGACAUAGUGUGCUAAAAGUAACUUGUUUACAGGUCUUUGAGACUAAACGCAAGGAGAAUCCAUGCCUGACUCUUAGUGCUCCCAAGAGAGCUUUGUGCAGAGAUGCUUUGUUACUGGAAUCUGCAUUAGGCAGCAUCAGACCAUGUUGCCAGUGCUUCAACUAGCCUAGUUCAGAGAAAAUUAUAGAAAAGUCCUGAAAUCCUUUCACAAUGGGUAUUUGUAAGUAUAAGCUGUUAAUAAAAUUGCUAUGACAUGAGAUGGUAAUCAGUGUAUCAGAAUGUUAUGUAAUACAUUGUUAAAGGAGGAAAAAAAAGGGCCACUAACAUCCAUCAAACCGCAGGAAAGAAUUAGUCUUUUAGUCCAAAUUACACGUUAGAUCCUAAUGCUAUUAACUGUGGGAGGGAACCAGCUCUGGAGACACAUUUUUUGUUCUCUCUCUUCCCCCUAUUAAAGCAAGAUGAUUCACAAAGUUCCUCUUGGCCCUCUUUUCCCUCGUUUUCUCCUCUUGC